This is a messenger RNA of Durusdinium trenchii, 243 nucleotides long. The record is from the annotation of a GenBank genome assembly. Lineage: Eukaryota; Dinophyceae; Suessiales; Symbiodiniaceae.
AUGGACACCCAGAUCGCCAAUUUGAUAAAGGACACCAAGGAAAAGAAGGUUCCAGAAAAGAAUCCGAAAGUAAAGGACCCAAAGGAUGCGCAAGCCAAAGAAUUGCAGAAAUACAUCAAAAGGCUCCGUGAGAAAGCUUCGAAGGCCAGAUCUUUGGCCCUGGAGCUCACUGGUCUGAAAGUUCCACAUCAAGAGGCUAUGUUCCUUUCUGUUUCCCACAUGUUAAUAGACUACCAACGUUGA